Arvicanthis niloticus (Nile rat) is the source of this 2479-nucleotide messenger RNA. RefSeq names its product leucine rich repeat LGI family member 2 (gene Lgi2). Lineage: Eukaryota; Metazoa; Chordata; Mammalia; Rodentia; Muridae. The record is from RefSeq and is a predicted model, not a curated record. Gene Ontology annotation, biological process: inhibitory synapse assembly. Gene Ontology annotation, molecular function: protein binding.
UCGGCAAGCGGCACCCGCGUCUGCUGCGGCGCUGGGUCCGAGCGCGCGGCGCGGGGCGGCGACGGCUACGGGGGUCCGUGCCCGGGCGGGGACCGGGGGACCCGGCAUGGCGCUCCGGAGAGGCGGCGGGGCGCUGGGGCUGCUGCUGCUGAGCGCCGCGUGCCUCAUCCCGCCCAGCGCGCAGGUGAGGCGGUUGGCGCGCUGCCCCGCCACUUGCAGCUGUACUAAGGAGUCCAUCAUCUGCGUGGGCUCCUCUUGGGUGCCUAGGAUCGUGCCUGGCGACAUCAGCUCCCUGAGCCUAGUAAAUGGGACAUUUCUGGAAAUCAAGGACCGAAUGUUUUCCCAUCUGCCUUCCCUGCAGCUGCUAUUGCUGAAUUCUAACUCAUUCACAGUGAUCCGGGAUGAUGCCUUUGCUGGCCUUUUUCAUCUUGAAUACCUGUUCAUUGAAGGGAACAAAAUAGAAACCAUUUCAAGAAAUGCCUUUCGGGGCCUCCGUGACCUGACUCACCUUUCUUUGGCCAACAACCACAUUAAAGCACUUCCAAGGGACGUGUUCAGCGAUCUGGAUUCCCUGAUUGAACUAGACUUAAGGGGUAAUAAAUUUGAAUGUGACUGCAAAGCCAAAUGGCUGUAUCUAUGGCUGAAGAUGACAAAUUCCACAGUGUCUGAUGUGCUGUGUAUCGGUCCACCAGAAUACCAGGAGAAGAAACUCAAUGAUGUAACCAGCUUUGACUAUGAGUGUACCACCACAGAUUUUGUCGUUCAUCAGACUCUGCCGUACCAGUCAGUGUCAGUAGACACGUUCAACUCCAAGAACGAUGUGUAUGUGGCCAUCGCUCAGCCCAGCAUGGAGAACUGCAUGGUGUUGGAGUGGGACCACAUAGAAAUGAAUUUCCGGAGUUAUGACAACAUCACAGGCCAGUCCAUUGUGGGCUGCAAGGCCAUCCUCAUCGACGACCAGGUCUUUGUGGUGGUGGCCCAACUCUUCGGUGGCUCUCACAUUUACAAAUACGACGAGAGCUGGACAAAGUUUGUCAAAUUCCAAGACAUAGAGGUGUCUCGAAUCUCCAAGCCCAAUGACAUCGAGCUGUUUGAGAUCGACGACGAGACGUUCUUCAUCAUCGCCGACAGCUCGAAAGCAGGGCUGUCCACAGUUUACAAGUGGAACAGCAAAGGGUUUUACUCCUACCAGUCGCUGCACGAGUGGUUCAGGGACACGGAUGCAGAGUUUGUUGACAUCGACGGGAAGUCGCACCUCAUUCUGUCUAGCCGCUCCCAGGUCCCCAUCAUCUUGCAGUGGAAUAAAAGUUCCAAGAAGUUUGUCCCCCAUGGCGACAUCCCCAACAUGGAGGAUGUGCUGGCUGUGAAGAGCUUCCGAAUGCAGAACAACCUCUACCUUUCUCUCACCCGGUUCAUCGGGGACUCUCGCGUGAUGCGAUGGAACAGUAAGCAGUUUGUGGAGGUCCAGGCUCUUCCAUCCCGGGGGGCCAUGACCUUGCAGCCCUUCUCCUUCAAAGAUAACCACUACCUGGCCCUGGGGAGUGACUACACAUUCUCACAGAUAUAUCAGUGGGAUAAAGAGAAGCAGCAGUUUAAAAAGUUUAAAGAAAUCUAUGUGCAGGCUCCCCGGUCCUUCACAGCCGUCUCCACUGACAGGAGAGAUUUCUUUUUUGCAUCUAGUUUCAAAGGGAAGACAAAGAUUUUUGAACAUAUCAUUGUUGAUUUAAGUUUGUGAAGGUGUGAUUGGAACGAUUUCAAAGAUGUGUAGUGUUAGCUCUCACAAGAGAGAGAGAGAGAGGACCAAGACGAAAUAAAAUUUAAAAAUAUCAUAAAAUAAGCCAGGCUCAGAGCUCUGAAAUUAAAAUUCAUAAUGCACCGGGGGAAAUAGUUAGACAUUUUCAAACUUUUAGGAUUCACAUUUUAACCAGGGAUUGCAUUUUUUUUUCCCUUUUGGCUGACUGCAUGACAGGCCUGUGCUGCUGUCUACAAACGACAUCUUAAAGCCUGUAAUUUCUGAGAAAGGAGUGCAGCAUCUUGACCAUCUAGAAGGCAAUGUGCUUCUACUUUAUUUUCAAUAAGAAAGGAUAAAGCAGACAAGAUGGGCCAGUCCUUUUAGUGCAAUCAGGAAAGACAAAAAGUCCCCACCGUCUAACCUUCCCAUCCUAUCUUAGCAGGUCUUUCAGCUAAGAACUGGGAAAGCGGAAGUGAGCUGAAAAGAUUUACUGAUCAAUCCGUUUGAAAACCUUAGAACUCUCCGCAGUGCUAUUUUGAGCCAUCCUAGUCUCCUGAAAGUCAUAGCCAGGCCAGCCUUCCAGAAUCUUCCUUGGAGUAGAACCUUGGCUCUGUCCUCAUCUGGGUCGAUCUUCCUCAUGAGUACACUCACAGAUUAAUGUUUCACAUCGUUUCCUCUGCCACAGAGAAAAUGUUCUAGUGACACAUGUUUAGACCAGCAUGGGAUUUGUCUGAUAUAAAGGGGUUU